This is a messenger RNA of Racocetra persica, 1619 nucleotides long. The record is from the annotation of a GenBank genome assembly. Lineage: Eukaryota; Fungi; Glomeromycota; Glomeromycetes; Diversisporales; Gigasporaceae.
AAUCGCGUAAAACUGGCUUCAAAUGUGAUGAUGUAAUUAACGCAAUCGAUGCAGAAAAGUUAAUUAAUUACAAUGAUUUAAAAACAUGUUUCAAAAGCAUUCCUUUUAAUGCUACAAAUGCUGCUCAAAUAAUUGAUUCUGUGUCACAAAUCUUGUCGAAAUAUUAUGUUUUCCUUGAUCAGGCAAAUGAAAAACCACCCAAUGGAUUUACUUAUCAACCUACAAAUCUAAUAAGUGAACUAAAGUCGUUACGAAAUAAGAAAAAUUUUAAAUUUGAUAAUGAAUUUAAGAUCUUCAACGAUACAGUAGAGCCAUCAAAUAAUGAUUGUGAAGUUACUGAAAUUGAUGGAAAACCAGCAUUACAAGUAAUAAUUGAGUUUGCAAAUAAUUCAAUUCCACAUUCAAAAGAUCUGGGUGUACGAUUCAACAUGGCUUUGGCUCCUAGUACAGGACUAUUUGCUCAACAAUUUACUUCACGAAUUGACCUGCCUGAAGCUUCUAGUAUCACGUAUAAAUUAUUAUGCUCCAAAAAAAAACCUUUUCUAUUAAAGAGAGAAUGGAGUAUUGAAUUUAACGAUGCUAUUGACUUCAGCAGUUUUUGUCUAAAUUUAAAUUCUGAAACUAAUAAAGUUGAAGCGUCAACUUCAAGUGACAAAAUUACAAAAUUAACUUCAAGAGAUAAAUUUAAAUUGUUACAGUUAAAUAACAACAAGCCGAAAAUUGCACAUGCGAAAUUAAUACUUGAUUUACCAAAAGCCGAAUUUUAUUUACUGGAUGAUGAAGAUUUCGGUAUUGCAGUAAUCACUGAAGAAGACGUAAGAUUUGAAGAUUAUCUGCAAUCUGGUUUCGAAGAAUUUAAGAAACGAAAAGUAAAGAAGCUUAUUUUAGAUUUUUCAAAUAAUGACGGUGGCGAUGUUACCGUACCCCUAUUCAUAAAUUCAAUACUAUUUUCACCAAAACAACCAAACUCGUACCCAACGAAAAUAAAUAUUAAUGAUUUUACUGUUCCAGUAAUAAAAAAUAACUUUAAGACCCUAGGCCCUAAUGACUCAGAUCUUUAUAAUCCAAAUUUCUAUUUGUCGUUUCCUUCAGGCGAUCGAUUUAAUUCUUCUGAUGAGUUUAUAGGCUCUCGAAAAGACCAUGCUUCCAGCUUGACCCUUAACGCUCUAACACCUGAUGAAUUGGAAAGAAUCAAAGAUGCCCCGCAUUUUCCAUGGAAAAAUGAUGAUAUCAUUAUUCUAACUAAUGGAUAUUGUAUAUCUGCAUGUGCACUGAUCACCUUAUUUUUUUCUGAAAUUCAUAAAGUUAAAACAAUUGCAGUUGGUGGUCUUCUUGAUACAAAAUUAACAUUUUCUACAUUUCCUGGUGGACUUAUUACAUCAAGUGACGUUAUUCUAGGAGAUGCAGGUGAUACUACUACUGCUAAUAUUGAUGAUCCAAAUUCACUUCUUCUUCCUGUAAGAAAGUCUUUUAGUUUUUUCGAAAAUGGUACCGAAAAAGAUGUAUUGGAGUAUUCAUAUAGACCUGCUGAUUACAAAUUAGAUUAUAAUGAAAGUAAUGCUAGAGACCCUAGCUUCUUAUGGGUUGAUGCUGCUAAGAUUUUAAGUAAAAAAUCUUAG